Molecule: messenger RNA, 567 nt
Organism: Rhizophagus irregularis DAOM 181602=DAOM 197198
Lineage: Eukaryota; Fungi; Glomeromycota; Glomeromycetes; Glomerales; Glomeraceae
Source: RefSeq, a predicted model, not a curated record
GUAAAAAAUCAAUAAAAUGAAAUUUAUCUUACUUUUACUUUUCCUUCUUUUAAACAUCCUUACUGAUGUUGCUCAAGGAAUCGUUAUAAUACCAACUAAAAUUCAAUUAAGUAAUAGUAAUCUUUUUUGGGCAUUAGAUGGUUCUAAUGUUAUUUUAAGCCCAAAUGGUAUCAAAUGGGCAAUUUAUAACAAUGAAAUCUCACCUUAUGGUAAUGACACGGUCGCCGUCCAAUACCAAGGUCCUGGCAAACAACUCGCUAUAGCAAAUAAAGGUGGACCUGUUGAAAUAUUGGAAAAAUGGGAUGUCGGAAGCAUUAUAGAACCUCAAAUUAUUCCCAAUGUUACCAUUUGUUCCAUACCAGUCCCUAGUGAAUGUGCAACAGCAGAUGGAAUGAAAGUUAUUGCUAAUGAUAAACAUACUGCUGGUGACCCUAAUCAGUUGUGGACAUUAGAGAGUCAUUUUUAAUUAUUUUAAAUGUACAAUAUUGAUAAAAUAUAUAGUGUGGGCAUUUUGUAUAGUAUAUAGCGUAGAUGUGUAACUUGCAUCAAAAAAAAAUAAAAAUAAAA